UUUCAUCUUAGAUGCUUUCCAUAUUAACCCACAUCAACGCUGGCAGCUUAUUAAACAGUGACCUUACAGCCUAAAACACGGAUUGAACGCUACGCAGCCUGUGUGGGAUCCAUGAUAUUUGACCCUUGAUUAUCAAUAUCCUCCUCUCUGUGCGAAAAUCUCAUUCCCGGGUGCGAUAUAUAGUUUUCUGCAUCUUACUUUUGAACUCACCCAACAAUUCUACCAGCUGCUUCCUGCCUCUUUGCACCAAAUGGAGUUUAGUAAACCCAGCUUUUAUACAAUUGUGUAUCUGCCAGUGUUUCUUUUCUUCUCUAUCAACUUAGGAUGCCUGCAAGCCAGCGCUUCAGUGAGAGAGACGGAUGAACUUGCUUUGCUCGAAUUCAAACAAGGGAUAACCAGUGAUCCACAUGGUAUCUUUAACUCAUGGAAUGAUUCUCUCCAUUUCUGCAACUGGACUGGAAUCACAUGCGGUCGCCGCCAUCAAAGAGUCGUCUCCUUGGUCUUACAAGGGCAGAAUUUGUUAGGAUCUAUAUCACCACAUAUUGGCAACCUCAGUUUUCUCAGGUUGAUCAACCUCCAAAACAACAGCUUCAGCGGUGAAAUUCCACCGCAAGUUGGCAACUUAUUUCGAUUGCAGGAAUUCCUUGUCAGUAGAAACUCAUUACAUGGUACAAUUGCAAUAAACUUGACUCGCUGCUCACAGCUCAAGACGAUCGAUUUACGAUGGAAUAAUAUAACUGGAAAAAUUCCCGCAGAACUUGGGUCUCUUACAAAGCUAGAGAUGCUUGGACUUCGUAGUAACAAUCUGACAGGAGAAAUUCCACCUUCUCUAGGCAACAUUUCAUCACUUACAAUAUUUUCUGCUUCUUUGAAUAAUUUGGAGGGAAGUAUUCCAAAUGAAAUGGGUCGAUUAAAAAGCUUGAAUAUUUUCGCCGUUACAAACAAUGGAUUAUCAGGCACAAUUUCUCCAUCUCUUUUCAACAUCACAUCUUUGAGUUAUCUGGCAGUUGCUUUCAAUCAAAUUAGGGGGAAUCUACCUGAAAGUAUUUGCUUUACUCUCCCAAAUCUUCAAAGUUUUCUAAUCGGUGCAAACUAUUUCUCUGGCCCAAUCCCAAAUUCAUUGUCCAAUGCAUCUCAGCUUCAAAUAUUUGAUGUCGCUACUAACAAUUUUGUGGGACAAGUUCCCACUAAUCUUGGAAAUUUACAGAGUCUCUUCAAGCUGAACUUUCAGUUAAAUAAUCUUGGAAGUAAUUCAUCUAAUGACUUGCUUUUCUUGACCUCCUUGACAAACUGUAGUAAUCUAGAAAGCUUGUCCAUCUACGGAAACAAUCUUGGAGGUGUCUUGCCAGACUCUGUAGCCAAUUUUUCAACUCGGCUCACUUAUUUAUAUUUGGGAGGAAAUGAAAUCACUGGAAUUAUUCCUGUGGCAAUGGAGAAUCUUGUCAACUUAAUUGCAUUGGUUAUGGAGAAAAACCUUUUCACAGGAUUCAUCCCCUAUCAAUUCGCAAAGCUUCAAAAGCUACAGUUAUUGGCUUUAGGUGGAAAUAGAUUGUCAGGUGAAAUUCCAUCCUCUAUAGGUAACCUCACUCAGUUGUCAAUUCUGGACCUGUCAAAUAACAAAUUAGAAGCAAGUAUUCCUUCAAGUAUUCGAAAUUGCCAAACAUUGUACGAUUUGGACAUUUCAAAAAACAGUCUCAGCGGAGAGGUGCCCAGGGAAGUUCUAGGCCUUAUUUCUUUAUCCCAUGUACUAAACUUAUCUCAAAACUCUUUCACUGGGAACUUGCCAACAGAAGUGGGAAAGCUUAAAAAUGUAAAUACACUAGAUCUCUCGGAAAACAAUCUUUCUGGCGAAAUUCCUGGAACCAUUGGAGAAUGCUUCAGUCUAGAAUAUCUUUACAUGCAAGGAAAUUUUUUCCAAGGAACCAUUCCAUCAUCUUUAGCUUCCCUUAAAGGCCUUCGAUAUUUAGAUCUUUCCCGAAACAACUUGUCAGGACAAAUUCCAAACGAUCUCCAAGAAAUCCCUUAUCUCGAAUUCUUGAAUCUCUCUUUCAAUGAUCUUGAGGGAGAGGUACCAAAAAAUGGAGUAUUUCUUAACGUCAGUGCAUUGUCACUGAUUGGGAAUAAUAAGCUUUGCGGUGGUGUCACAGAACUUGGUUUGCCAAAAUGCCCCACCAGAGUCAUGAAGAAAGUGAAAUCCCACACUCUUAAGCUAGUAGUUGUAAUUGCUUGUGUGGUUCCAUCUGUGCUUUUGAUUCUUAUCUUUUUUCUUAUUUGCUGGAUGAGAAAAUCAAGAAGCAAGCUUUCUUUUGCACCCUUUGAAAUGAACCACCUUCUAAAGGUAUCUUACAAAGAUCUUUAUCAAGCAACGGAUGGAUUCUCUUCUAGCAAUUUAAUUGGUUCAGGUAGCUUCAGCUCUGUGUAUAAAGGACUUCUAUCUCAAGUUGAAAGACCAGUAGCUGUUAAGGUCCUCAACCUCGAGCAAACGGGUGCUAUUAAGAGCUUCAUGGCUGAAUGCAAUGCGCUGGGGAAUAUAAGGCAUCGGAAUCUUGCCAAGCUUGUAACAUGUUGUUCCAGCAUAGAUUACAAAUCAAAUGCAUUCAAAGCUUUAAUUUUUGAAUAUAUGGGGAAUGGAAGCCUAGAAAAGUGGCUGCAUCCAUGUGAAGGUGGUGAAAAUCAUUCAAGAAGCUUGAACCUUCUUCAAAGGCUCAAUAUCGCCAUUGAUGUAGCAUCAGCAUUACAUUAUUUACAUGACCUCUGUGAAAAGCCUAUCAUUCAUUGUGACCUGAAGCCCAGCAAUGUUCUUCUUGAUGAUGACAUGGUUGCUCAUGUAAGUGAUUUUGGUCUAGCAAAACUCUUCUCAAUCAACUACGAUUCAUCUCUUAGUCAAACCAGCACAAUUGGAAUCAAAGGAACCGUUGGUUAUGUGGCUCCAGAAUAUGGAAUGGGUGGUUUAGCAUCGAAAGAAGGAGACGUUUAUAGCUAUGGGAUUCUUGUGUUAGAGAUGUUCUCAGAAAGAAGACCAACUGAUGAAAUGUUUAAAGGGGGAAUAAAUCUCCAUGAUUUUGUAAAGGCAGCAUUACCAAAACGACUUUUACAAAUAGUGGAUCCAAACCUUCUCCCUGGAGAAAUAGCAAAUGAAGAAUAUGAAGAUGGUGAAAUACUGGAAGCAGAACAAACCAAUCACCAUGGGAACAUGAGCCAGGUUAUAGUGAAUGUGAGACGAUGCCUAGUUUCAAUACUCGAAAUUGGUGUUGCAUGUUCAGUGGAGUCACCUAUGGAACGAAUGACUAUGGCAGAUGUCAUGAAAAAGUUGCACUUGAUAAAGAAAACUUUUUUAGAUAUUCAAAUGCCCAGAAACAGACCAAAUGGAGGGUGAUUGGGAGGUGCUAAACAUUUCAAGGGAAGUCAAAUUGAAUAAAUGUCCACUUUUCUGUAUGUGAUCUAUGUAAAUAUAUCUUUCUUAAUUUUUCGCUAUUGUUAUCUUGUUUUCUUUUUCCCUCAACGCGUUGUACUAAUGAAUUGGUGCUAUUUAAAAAUAAAUUGUCAUACAAUUUGAGUA
Molecule: messenger RNA, 3559 nt
Organism: Hevea brasiliensis (rubber tree)
Lineage: Eukaryota; Viridiplantae; Streptophyta; Magnoliopsida; Malpighiales; Euphorbiaceae
Product: probable LRR receptor-like serine/threonine-protein kinase At3g47570
Exons: 3
Coding region: 251-3376 (1041 amino acids)
Biological process (GO): protein phosphorylation
Molecular function (GO): protein kinase activity; protein binding; ATP binding
Source: RefSeq, a predicted model, not a curated record